This is a messenger RNA of Perca flavescens (yellow perch), 2456 nucleotides long. RefSeq lists its product as uncharacterized. Lineage: Eukaryota; Metazoa; Chordata; Actinopteri; Perciformes; Percidae. The record is from RefSeq and is a predicted model, not a curated record. The transcript has 6 exons. The coding region runs from base 547 to 1317 and encodes 256 amino acids.
GUCUCUUCGAGGCAUUCAGACAUUAGCGUGGCUUCUACUGUAAUAGAGGUCUAUGCUAAAUAGUUUAUAUAGAAAAAGUGUAGCGUUAGCUAGCAUGUUAGUAAUGUUGCCUAACGUUGCUUUUCGUUAAGCCUACCAGUCACUAUUAUGACUACAAACAGGAAAAAAGGCAAGGGAAUGCGUUUGGAUUAAAGGACUGCCAUGGUUGUUGUUUUCUAGCAGUUUUAAACAGAUUAAACCCUUCUCUGACUGAGCGCAUAUUGUACGGGCGUGUCGCCUCUAAUUAUUGUAACCUCAUUGGUAUAGUAGGGCGCCAUCAUAGGAAACGCAAAUUCGCCUCUAGUACAGAGAGUGGCGGUAUGCUAGCCUAGAAAUCUAGACGCACCCUAGUGGCAGCAAAUUUAUAUUGCAGCCAACAUCUUGAUGUGGGUCUGGCUUGUCAGGCUAGCGGUAUGCUCUGUACGUAGAUUUAAGAGCCAAUUAUUAAUCGGAGAAGAAGAAGAAGGAUAAUUGAUAAUAGUCCCCUCAUGACGGGCCAGUGGCGCAAUGGAUAACGCGUCUGACUACGGAUCAGAAGAUUCUAGGUUCGACUCCUGGCUGGCUCGUAAUUUUCUCUUUGCAACUUCCUUCCAUUUCUUACCAAUCAAAAAAGCGCCUCCUCCCGGCAACGCCCAUCUCCAUUCCUACCAAUCAAAACGCUGCCACUUUGCCGCAAUCGCAAGAGAAGACUCAUCUCGGUAUUUUUCUACGAUGGCAUCUAAAGCUAAGAAGCAUCGUGCCAUGGGGGACAAUGAAUGGCUGUCCCGUCUGAGGAGGUUUGCCACUACAGGGGUUUGGCCUUCUGACGCUAGGAAUAGACCAGCUCCUAGGCAAAAGAGAUGGCAUGACCUCUAUCUUAAGUUAUUCAAACCACGGUUUGGUAGCACACAUACUGAAGCCCAACCUCAGUGUGGCCAGGAAACCUUCUCAGGCCAGUCUGUUGCUUCAUCCACCCAGCCUGCUACUGCUGUCUCUGUGUCCACCCCGGCUUCCAAGGCUGCUGCUGUGUCUGUGUCCACCCAGACUGCAGCCGUCUCCAUGCCUGAAGGACAUCUGGCUGAGCACAACCUGCCGGGAAUGGAUCAUGCGGACAGCCUAGCAGAGUAUCUGGUGGCUCUGAAGAACCGUACUGGUUUGACCUGGAGCAACCAACAGGUCAGCACCAUCAUUGACCUCUGGCAGAGCCUGCUGCCAUAUGACCAGCAACGGAUGGUGUUCGCUGCCAGGCACCAAGACAGGCUCAUAGCAGGAAAGUUCAGAGGCAGAGUUUACUCCUGAUGUGGAGAGCUUGAGCGAUGUGUGCUGGGAUCCACUGCCUCCCCUGCCCAGUGGCCAGACUGCUGCCGCUUGGUGGAAGCCAUUUCUAUUAGACUCCGCGGUUUACACAAGAAUCCAAAAAAGAAAGUAAAGGGUAAAGAACAGUACUACAUUACAAGAUGGACUUGUGUCCUGCAGGAUUACCGCAAAAUCCGGCAGCUAAUUCUGGGUGAUGGAGCCAGCAUGCAGAGCAUUACACUGCAGCUGGUUGAGAUCAAUCAAACAAUCCUGAUGCAGUAGCAUAAUAAACGGGUGAAGCGCCAGGAUGUUACACUGAUCCUGCAGGCAAUAAAUCUACAUGGUCCAAUUGCUGUGGCCUCGGAGGCCCUUCCACCUGCCAACACCCGCGCUGCUGCUCCUCCUCAAACACACUGCACUGAACAUGUUUACAACCUGCCCCCAAGCACUGUGGGGUUGGCAAAGACAAAGUGGCGGGCAGUAGUUCCUGUCACCGCUGCCCCACAGGCUAUCAUGCCAAAGCCAUCAGUCCAGAAUCAGCUUUUUCCACAGCCUCCUGCUUCUGGUCCUCAGUUUGUCUUCCCUCAAGCAACCUCUGUCUGUCCUCAAGCCCCAGGAACUUUCACUUUUUUUGCUGUUCCAACACCUGCAUACCGUGCCCCCCAUACACCUGUUGCCUCUCUUGCUCCAUCAGCACCAGUGGUCGCCCUGCCUCUAAGGCAAGGUUUAAAAAGAGGAAGGUGGAGUACAACACUUGCAGGAAAUGUGGACAAUUCAGGACCGCAGAGACUGGGCACAGCUAAUAUCAAGGCACUAGCUACUGCCCAAAUACAGAAACACUAUCAAAAGAGCUGUGGUUAGAUCAGAUUAAAAAGUCGAAAAUGUAAAUAGUUAGUUAGAUUUUCCUAUGCAUACAAUACUAUUAUGUAUUCUGCUUUACAUUGUAUGUGUGUUUAACCCUUUAAGUUUUACACUUUGUACAGAAUGUGUUAGUUUGUUGAUUCUCUUGUUUUCCCACCUGGUGUCAAAACAAACCCUAUUAUAAUCAGUCAUUUCUUGUGCUAAACAAUAUUAUUCAUUACCUCAAGACAUUUGGUUUUGUUCAGAUUAAUAAUGUAAUAAAGUUGACAUGUUUAUAUUGA